AUGGGCAUCAUGAAGGAGACAGUUGGUGUGGGCGUCGGAGACAUUCUCUCCUGUUUCAAGCUCAUCGCAGAGCUACUAGAAGUUUGCUAUGGCAGCUGCACAGAAGCUCCAAAGGCUCUACGAGAUCUCGACAUUGUUUUGCGUGGUUUGAAAUCAGCUCUCACCAAUCUACAAGGCGUAUUGAAGGACGCCGUGAACGAGGGCCCUCGCAGUGAGGCCGACAAGACCCUCAGCUUCACGAUCAGCAGCUGCAUGAACACACUCAAAGAACUCGAGAAAGAUACCAGAGACUACCGACCCGCCGCUCAAUGGCCACCGUUCGAACCGGGUCCCCAUGCCUUCAGGAAAACCCUCAAGAAGAUGAUUAAAACAUCCUGGAACCGAUUUGUGUUCCAGCUGAGGAUAAAUGGUUCACUCAGCAGGCACGAGGGAAGACUCCGCUCCUACGUGAAUGUGAUCACGCUGGAGGUGGAAACACGUAAUCUAGCUGCCACGGACCGCCUCGAGAAGGGCCAAAAAACUCAGUCGUUGAGGAUGGAGGAGAUUCAGAACGGCAUCGCCCGCUUGGAAGAAGGUCAAGCCCCGGCAUUGAACAUGGCCGAGAUGCGAAACAGUCUCACGGCCUGCUUGAAAGAAAGCCAUGCAACCCAGACGUUGAACAUGGCCGAGAUGCGGAACGAUAUUGUCGACCGCUUGAGUGGAAGUCAUGACUUCCGGGAUUUGGGCAUGGACGAAAUGCAGACCAACACCACCGACAACCUCGAAGAAUGCUAUACGACUGAGAUGUCGAAAUUGGAUAUCCAGAGCACUAUCACGGACCUCAAGAUCAAGUCGCCCGUCUGUCGAGACAUCUUCCGUCGAGUCAUCAGCCUUGGGUACACCGUAGACGGUGUACAACAUCUACAAUGUGACAAUGUCUAUGAGGUGGCGUUCGGCGUUCUGGUAUUCUUUUCUGCUGUGUUUGCGACGUUUGGAGGGAGGAUCGUUGGUUAUGUUGGAUGA
This is a messenger RNA of Penicillium bovifimosum, 1002 nucleotides long. RefSeq lists its product as uncharacterized. The coding region runs from base 1 to 1002 and encodes 333 amino acids. The transcript is spliced from 2 exons. Lineage: Eukaryota; Fungi; Ascomycota; Eurotiomycetes; Eurotiales; Aspergillaceae. The record is from RefSeq and is a predicted model, not a curated record.